This is a messenger RNA of Cuscuta europaea, 1433 nucleotides long. The record is from the annotation of a GenBank genome assembly. NCBI's taxonomy places the organism in Eukaryota, Viridiplantae, Streptophyta, Magnoliopsida, Solanales, Convolvulaceae.
CAAGCCCCGCCGCCCUCGGACCCCGGCCGAGGUUGUCUCCCGGACAACCUUGAUGCUCGACGCCCUCCAUUCAUUUGACGACACCGACCAGGUUAAACAUUUUCAGAAGAUGGCUGAAAUAGACACACUAAUUAGGGAGAUGAAAUCAGUCCUAUAUGGAAGCAGUGAAUCUGAGCCUACUACUGAAGCUUGUGCCCAACUGACUCAGGAGUUUUUUAAAGGGGAUACACUUCGUCUCAUCGUCCUUUGUCUUCCCAAAUUGAAUUUGGAGGCACGAAAGGAUGCCACUCAAGUUGUUGCAAAUUUGCAAAGGCAGCCUGUUAACUCACGCUUGAUUGCUUCUGACUACUUGGAAGGCAACCUUGAUAUUGUGGAUCAUUUGGUAUCUGGAUAUGAGGAUUCAAGUCUUGCCUUGCACUAUGGAGCAAUGCUGAGGGAGUGCAUUCGCCACCAGAUCGUUGCUAGUCAUAUCUUGAAGUCAGAGCAUGUCCAAAAGUUUUUCGGAUACAUGCAACUUCCUGAAUUUGAUGUUGCUGCAGAUGCCGCAACUACUUUUAAGGAGCUGAUGACGAGGCAUAAAUCUACAGUGACAGAAUUUCUUUCUGGAAACAGUAAUUGGUUUUUCACGGAGUUCAACUUCAAACUUUUGGGAUCUCCAAAUUAUAUUACCAGAAGACAAGCUGUCAAGCUUUUGGGUGAUAUUUUGCUUGAUCGUUCAAAUUCUUGUGUGAUGGUACGCUAUGUGAGCACAUUGGACAAUUUGAUUAUUCUAAUGAAUCUUUUAAGGGAGUCAAGCAGGCCAAUCCAGUUAGAUGCAUUUCAUGUGUUCAAGCUUUUUGUGGCAAAUACAAAUAGACCCCCGGGUAUCACCAGUGUUCUUGCUAACAACAAAGAAAAGCUCCUCCGCCUCUUUGCCGGUUUGAGGAUGGAUAAAGAUGAUGAAGUUUUUGAGUCUGACAAAGCUCAGAUCAUGCGAGAAAUCAGCGGACUCGAACCACCCCGACAAGCUGCAGAUGUUUAUAAGCUUCCGAAAACUCCAAUGUGCUCUGGUGAACUGCCGAAAGUUUCUCCGUUGCCCCCAAAAACAUGCUCCUAUGUAUGACUGAUGAUGAUGAGGUUGCCACCCACCCUCAAAAUAGCAUUAUUUAUGCCCCAACAUAUGUUUCCCUAUGAAACAAUAUAUGCUGUAACAACCAUCCUCUGUUUUUUUGAUAAUUGCAUAAACCAUUGUUGUAUUGGGAGGGCGUAUACCUUUAUUUUUUAAAGAAGGUGCGUCCUGAAUUUGCUUUGUAAGUUUCACUGUUUGUAAUUCUGUAUUUUUUCAUUUGCCAAGACGGUGGAAUUAAGAUCGUCUUAUUUUUAUGAAUCUUUUGACCAUUCGACAUACGGAAAAUGUGAAAAUACACCUUAAUAUUUUGGUGCAAGUGCAAAUU